Pediculus humanus corporis (human body louse) is the source of this 1158-nucleotide messenger RNA. RefSeq lists its product as uncharacterized. Gene Ontology annotation, molecular function: K63-linked deubiquitinase activity; protein binding; metal-dependent deubiquitinase activity. The transcript has 5 exons. Gene Ontology annotation, biological process: protein K63-linked deubiquitination. Gene Ontology annotation, cellular component: membrane; endosome. The record is from RefSeq and is a predicted model, not a curated record. The coding region runs from base 1 to 1158 and encodes 385 amino acids. NCBI's taxonomy places the organism in Eukaryota, Metazoa, Arthropoda, Insecta, Psocodea, Pediculidae.
AUGUAUAGAAAUAAAAAACCGGAUACGAAUUCAUUAUUUACGGAAGCAGUUUGUGAAGGGGAUUCGUUUAAUUCACUUGAAUCCCCCUCGUUUUCUACCGAUGAGGCUGUCGUGCUCGAACCUAGUGCUAGAAUUAAGGCACUUGCCGACAGUGGUAAUGCAUUCGAAGUCGAUCAUCACAUACCUCCCAGAAAAUAUUACAGAUCUGGACUUGAAAUGGUCCGUAUGGCAGACGUUUAUCUCAAAGAAGGGAGCCUCGAAAAUGCUUAUGUUCUUUACAUGAAGUUCAUGACAUUAUUUUUGGAAAAAAUAAGAAAACAUCCCAAUUUUAAGUCUGUUUCAAUUGUUGAUAGAGCUCAAAAUGAUGCAAAACUCAAAGAAGUUUUGACAAAGGCUGAAAAAUUAAAAACUAAAUUGUUAGACUUAUACGAACAAGAACAUAAGUUUUAUUUGGAAAGACAGGCGAAAAUAAAAGCUGCCAUGUUGAAAAAGUUUCAAGAAGAGCAGGAGAAAAAUCGAAAAGGCGUUUUUCCAAACGUGACAGAUGAUGAUAAAGAUAAAGGUGUUGCAGCCAAAGAAAAUGUCGGAACAAGACCUACUUUACUAAGACCAUUAUCACAAAUCAAUGUUGCUCUCAGGCACAUGAUGGUCCCAGCAAAACUCAUGUCAAAAUUUUUAAUACUUUCCAUGAUGAACACUGAGCAAAACAAAGAAACUUGUGGAAUAUUAGCUGGACGUUUGGAAAGGGAUCAACUCACAAUAUCUCAUUUAUUGAUUCCUAAACAAGUGGGAACUUCAGAUUCGUGCACGACAGAAAACGAAGAAGAAAUUUUUGAAUAUUUAGAUGAACAUAAUUUGAUCACUUUAGGUUGGAUUCAUACUCAUCCGAGUCAAACAGCUUUUCUGUCGUCUGUGGAUUUACACACUCAUUGUUCUUAUCAAUUGAUGAUACCCGAAGCUUUGGCCAUCGUUUGCUCUCCGAAAAAUGAAGAAAAUGGUUUUUUCAUAUUGACUCCAGAACACGGACUCGACGUUGUUGCCAAUUGCAGGCAAACGGGAUUUCAUCCUCAUCCAACCGAGCCUCCCUUAUACAAGAAAGCAGAACACAUCGCCAUCGAAGAUUUACCCGUCGAAAUCAUAGACUUGAGAAGAAAAUAA